GGGCCGGAGCCGCCCGGAGCGGCACGGCGCAUGCGCCCGAGCGGUGGGCGGGGCGGGCGCAGAGCAGGGGCGGGUUUCCGGUUCCGGGGCGAGCAGCAGGUCCAGGUCCAGGUCCGAGGCGGCGGCUGCGUCCGGGGGGCGGGGGCGCGAUGGAGUCGGUGCUGAGCGAGGUGGUGGCGGUGGAGGAUCUGCUGCGGUUCGAGAAGAAGUACCGGGCGGAGCUGAGCGGCGGGGCGGUCUCCAAGGGGACGCAGUUCGAGUACGCCUGGUGCUUGGUGCGCAGCAAAUACACCGAGGACAUCAAAAAGGGCAUCGCGCUGCUGGAGGAGCUGGUGCCCAAAGGGUGCAAGGAGGAGCAGCGGGACUAUGUUUUCUACCUGGCCGUGGGCAAUUACCGGCUGAAGGAGUACGAGCAGGCCCUGAAGUACAUCCGGGGGCUGCUGAAGACGGAGCCCAAGAACACGCAGGCGCUGGAGUUGGAAAAGCUCAUCGACAAGGCCAUGCAGAAAGACGGCCUGGUUGGCAUGGCGAUCGUUGGCGGCAUGGCAUUGGGCGUGGCCGGCCUGGCCGGCCUCAUCGGAUUGGCCAUCUCCAAGUCGAAAUCCUAACCCUCUGGUGCAUCCUGGGAGUCCCCUCGUCCCCCCACUCCCGCCAGCUCCGCUCGAAGUCACGAAUCUUCCCCCUCCGGGGCAAUUCCUCCCUGCCCUGGGGUCCCGCUCUGGGGAGAGGGGGGCAGCUUGGCUCACCAGUGCCACGGGGGCUCGGCCACCUGGGGAGAGGGGCCGGGGGCGGGCUCCCCCUUUCCCCGGCAGCGGGGAGGUGGCUGCGGGGGGGAGCGGGGUGAAGCCCAGAGCGGAGAUGCCUGUCUGCUCCCGCCGGGUGCCAGGGCAGGGUCCGAAGUCCGGCCGCCCACCUCCUCCGUUUCAGGCCCCGCUGCCCCGGGCUUCCUGCCCCUCGCCCCGCUUCGUGCUGGGCAGGAAGGCAGGGGCCGGCCCCGCCGGAGGCUGCAGGCUUCGCCGGCCGCGCACCAGGGCAGAUCGCACUUCCCUGUCCCUGCUCUAACCGCUGCCUUCGCAAUGUAAAUAAAGGUUGUUUAUGAUUUGA
Messenger RNA from Chelonia mydas (Green sea turtle), 1104 nucleotides. It is a transcript of the gene FIS1, whose product is annotated as fission, mitochondrial 1. Gene Ontology annotation, cellular component: peroxisomal membrane; mitochondrial outer membrane. NCBI's taxonomy places the organism in Eukaryota, Metazoa, Chordata, Testudines, Cheloniidae. The transcript has 5 exons. Gene Ontology annotation, biological process: peroxisome fission; mitochondrial fragmentation involved in apoptotic process; autophagy of mitochondrion. The record is from RefSeq and is a predicted model, not a curated record. The coding region runs from base 150 to 608 and encodes 152 amino acids. Gene Ontology annotation, molecular function: protein binding.